AUGCCUAUCACAUUCGCUCAGUUUCUCUCUCAAAUUGCGAAUGCGUUACGCGACGAGAAUGGACUGGAUCUGGCAUACAUGCUGAGGCCGACUAACCCUCAUGGGAAGGAUCUCGUGAAGGAGUUCCGCAACCCAACUCGGCAAUCGAUGUCCCGACAUGAGGGCGUAAUAGAAAACCCAUGGGAUGAAAUUGCCAUAGAGUAUGUUCUGGUCACCACACAUGUAGCCAAGAAACGUUACGCAGAGGCGUUCAAGGAACAUACACAGCUUGUGAACUUGUUCCUGCGAUUCUUCGCAACCAACAGCGGUUGGACAUUACCGGCUCUAUUCGCUAUCCUUCGAGACUUACGGGACCUGGCGUUUGAUAGUGAGUGUAUGGAGGAGGCAGCGCGGAUCAUUUCCAAGGCGUUUUCAAGUUGUAUAACAGAUAGGACAUCAUCGCAUGCGAUGUCUAGGAAAUGGGGUGUAUAUUAUGUCGUAGGACUCAUCAUGAAGAGCUACUUCCGAAUCCGACGAAUAUCCUUGUCCAAGAACAUCCUUCGCGCCAUCGAGGCAAACCCUGACAUACCGCCACUAUCACAGUUUCCAAAAGCCCACCAAGUUACGUACAGGUAUUAUUUGGGCAUGCUAAGUUUCUUGAACGAAGACUACACCAAAUCUGAAGAGGAGCUGACUCUUGCUUUUUACAACUGCCAUGUUGACGCGCGCAACAACCGAGAACGUAUACUGACAUACCUCAUUCCUCUGCGCAUUCUGCGCGGCCACCUACCCUCCCGAGAGCUCCUGGAUAAGUUUCCUGUGCUUGAUGAGCUGUACACCCCAUUCAUUGAAGCUAUUCGGCGGGGUGCUAUCAAAUCAUUCGAUACCGCUCUGGACAAAUGGGAGCGUCGCUUGGUGGACCUGAAUCUAUGGCUCACCUUGGAGAAAGGAAGAGAGCUGUGCAUUCGAGGGCUGUUUAGACGAGUGUGGGUAGCAUCGCAAAAAAGCAACCGGAUACCUGUGGCUUUGUUCCAUUCUGCCCUGAAUAUCUCUGGUAUGGAGGCGUCCCCAGAGGAGGCCGAGUGUCUCGUGGCGAACAUGAUUUACAAAGGUUACAUGAAGGGCUACAUCUCGCACGAAAAGCAAAUGGUCGUAUUGUCGAACAUGAAUGCCUUUCCUCGUCUUGUGGAGAGACAGACCCCCUUUGCAUUGUAUUAG
This is a messenger RNA of Heterobasidion irregulare TC 32-1, 1197 nucleotides long. RefSeq lists its product as uncharacterized. The record is from RefSeq and is a predicted model, not a curated record. Gene Ontology annotation, molecular function: RNA binding; double-stranded DNA binding. Gene Ontology annotation, biological process: post-transcriptional tethering of RNA polymerase II gene DNA at nuclear periphery; transcription elongation by RNA polymerase II; poly(A)+ mRNA export from nucleus. NCBI's taxonomy places the organism in Eukaryota, Fungi, Basidiomycota, Agaricomycetes, Russulales, Bondarzewiaceae. Gene Ontology annotation, cellular component: transcription export complex 2. The transcript is spliced from 10 exons. The coding region runs from base 1 to 1197 and encodes 398 amino acids.